AUGCCUGUAACACCCCCCUCUAUUUCACCAUUCGCCCCUUCUGUUCCCUACUUUAGUCCACCCUCACCAUCCAAGCCUUUAUUUCCUAUCUCUACUCCACCAAUGAUGCCUCCAGCUCCAGCUCCACUAUCUAUGCCUCCGGUCCCUGCCUCACUACCAUAUCCCGAUACACCUGCUCCAGCUCCUGGACCUGCAACUCCGCUUUCUGGCAUCAAAGGUGCAUAUUGGCCUUCAUGGCUAGCAGAAAAAACUCCUCCAUCAAGCAUCCCUACUGCAUAUUUCACCCACAUUUUCUACGCAUUUGCUGUGCCUGAUAAUACAUCGUUCCAGUUGCUCGUAAGCCAAGUUGACGAGCAAUCAAUGGUUAACUUCACAUCCAUCAUCCAUUCUCAUAGCCCUGCAACAAAGGCCAUGCUAUCAAUAGGAGGAGAUACAGGUUCUCCACUACUCCCUAGUAUGAUGAGUUGCCAAGAUAAUCGCGCUGCAUUCAUCAAAUCAACGAUAGAUGUAUCUAGAAAUUACGGUUUUGAUGGCCUUGAUCUUGAUUGGGAAUUUCCUAUCGAGUCAGAAAACAUGCUCAAUCUAGCAUUGCUCCUCAAAGAAUGGCGCCUCGCCAUCAACAUAGAGUCACUAGCUUCCUCCAAACCUCCACUAAUCCUGUCUGCUGCUGUUUACUUCUCCCCAAACGUUCUCUUAUCGGGUACAAUUUAUCCCACAGAAGCUCUAAGCAACUAUCUUGAUUUCUUGAGCCCUAUGUGCUAUAACUACCAAGGCUCUUGGGACACUUCAGCAACUGGUGCUCCUGCCUUGUUAUACGAUAAGUCUAGCAAUAUUAGCACAAGCUACGGAAUUUCAUCCUGGAAACAAAAUGGGGUUCCUUCAACAAAGUUAGUCAUGGGAAUUCCCUUAUAUGGAAAUACAUGGGAAUUGAAGGAUCCAAAUGAUCACGGAAUCGGAGCUCCUGCAGUAGGAGUUGGUCCUGGAACUCACGGAGAAAUGUCGUAUGAUGAUAUAGUAACAUUCAAUUCAGAAAACAAUGCCUCUGUAGUAUACAAUAAUGAAACAGUUUCAACAUAUUCAUAUUCUGGAAAAAAUUGGAUUGGAUAUGACGAUACGAACUCCAUCAGAGCCAAGAUCAAGUAUGCUAAGGCUCAGGGUCUUGGUGGUUACUUUUUUUGGGCACUUGGCUCUGACAGCAACUGGACUCUUUCAAAAACAGGUAAAAUUUCUAAACUUCUUCCAUUUCUAGACGUAGAGUUUAAGUUCUAUGCACUGACGGUAUAA
This is a messenger RNA of Solanum stenotomum, 1284 nucleotides long. RefSeq names its product class V chitinase CHIT5-like. The transcript has a single exon. The coding region runs from base 1 to 1284 and encodes 427 amino acids. Lineage: Eukaryota; Viridiplantae; Streptophyta; Magnoliopsida; Solanales; Solanaceae. The record is from RefSeq and is a predicted model, not a curated record. Gene Ontology annotation, biological process: chitin catabolic process; carbohydrate metabolic process. Gene Ontology annotation, molecular function: chitin binding; chitinase activity. Gene Ontology annotation, cellular component: extracellular region.